Molecule: messenger RNA, 552 nt
Organism: Ogataea parapolymorpha DL-1
Lineage: Eukaryota; Fungi; Ascomycota; Pichiomycetes; Pichiales; Pichiaceae
Product: allantoinase 1
Exons: 1
Coding region: 1-552 (183 amino acids)
Source: RefSeq, a predicted model, not a curated record
AUGUCGUUACCGCCUUGCCACAUUUUGUGCCAAUCAGAUCCUCACACACAGCGAAAUGUUUUGGACACAUUGUUUGAGCCGUGUGACACGUUGGCAGACAUUUUAAUUCCAACGGUGUUUGGACGUUCUUUCUCCACAUACAGCCAAUUGAUCGAGGCAUGCAGAGAUCAACUGAAUAAACUCUAUCUCGAAUAUGUUAAUGACCGGAGUCUAAAGCUGACUAUUGAUGCCAUAGUCUCUGCACACCCAAGACUGGGUCCGCCAAAGGACGCGAAUGCCAAACUCUCCUCACAUUCAUCUUCAGAACAGGCUCAACUCAAUGCAGACCCUGAGCUUGCACAGAAACUAGUGGAACUUAAUGACAGCUACGAAGCUACCUUCCCGGGACUCCGAUUUGUCGUGUUUGUGAACGGAAGGUCAAGAGACGAGAUAAUGAAAAUUAUGAACGAACGCAUCGCAAGAAACGAUAUGGACGCCGAAAUCAAAGAGGCCUUUGACGCGAUGUGCGAUAUAGCUCUCGACAGGGCGAAAAAAAACCAAUCUAAGUUAUAA